CCCGCUCCGGCCUCCGCCCGCCGCCUCCGCGGGGCAGGCCCCGGCUUUCCGCCCUUCCCCUCCCUCCCCUCCUCCGGCCCGCCCCGCUUCCCCCCCCCUUCCCCUUCCCCUCCUCCUCCUCCUCCUCCUCCUCCCGCCGGCGCCGGAGCCGCCACGCCGCCGCCAUGGAGCUCAUCACCAUCCUAGAGAAGACGGUCUCGCCGGACUGCUCGGAGCUCGAGGCGGCGCAGAAGUUCCUGGAGCAGGCGGCCAUCGAGAACCUGCCCACCUUCCUGGUGGAACUGUCCAAAGUGCUGGCCAACCCCGGCAACAGCCAGGUGGCGCGCGUGGCCGCGGGGCUGCAGAUCAAGAACUCGCUGACCUCCAAGGACCCCGACAUCAAGGCCCAGUACCAGCAGAGAUGGCUCGCCAUCGACGCCAACGCCCGCAGGGAGGUCAAGAACUUCGUGCUGCAGACGCUGGGCACAGAGACGUACCGGCCCAGCUCGGCGUCGCAGUGCGUGGCCGGCAUCGCCUGCGCCGAGAUCCCCAUGAACCAGUGGCCCGAGCUGAUCCCGCAGCUGGUGGCCAACGUCACCAACCAGCACAGCACCGAGCACAUGAAGGAGUCCACGCUCGAGGCCAUCGGCUACAUCUGCCAGGACAUCGAUCCAGAGCAGCUCCAGGACAAAUCCAAUGAAAUCCUGACUGCCAUAAUCCAGGGAAUGAGAAAGGAGGAGCCCAGCAACAAUGUGAAGCUUGCAGCUACCAACGCACUCCUGAACUCUUUGGAAUUCACCAAAGCAAACUUUGACAAAGAGUCUGAAAGGCACUUUAUUAUGCAAGUAGUCUGUGAAGCCACACAGUGUCCAGACACAAGGGUACGAGUGGCUGCCUUACAGAACCUGGUGAAGAUAAUGUCCCUUUAUUAUCAAUAUAUGGAGACCUACAUGGGGCCUGCCCUCUUUGCUAUCACGAUUGAGGCGAUGAAAAGCGACAUAGACGAGGUGGCUCUGCAGGGCAUCGAGUUCUGGUCCAACGUGUGCGACGAGGAGAUGGACCUGGCCAUCGAGGCCUCCGAGGCAGCAGAACAAGGACGGCCCCCAGAGCACACCAGCAAGUUCUAUGCCAAGGGGGCACUGCAGUAUUUGGUCCCUAUCCUAACCCAGACCUUAACAAAACAGGAUGAGAACGACGACGACGACGACUGGAACCCCUGCAAGGCCGCAGGGGUGUGCCUGAUGCUGCUGGCCACGUGCUGCGAGGACGACAUCGUCCCGCACGUGCUGCCCUUCAUCAAGGAGCACAUCAAGAACCCCGACUGGAGGUACCGCGACGCGGCCGUCAUGGCCUUCGGCUGCAUCCUGGAGGGGCCCGAGCCCAACCAGCUCAAGCCUUUGGUCAUACAGGCCAUGCCAACGUUGAUAGAGCUGAUGAAGGAUCCCAGUGUGGUGGUCAGGGACACGACAGCCUGGACCGUGGGCAGGAUCUGUGAGAUGCUGCCCGAGGCCGCCAUCAACGACAUCUACCUGGCCCCGCUGCUGCAGUGCCUGAUGGAGGGGCUGAGCGCCGAGCCCAGGGUGGCCACCAACGUCUGCUGGGCCUUCUCCAGCCUUGCUGAAGCUGCCUAUGAAGCUGCAGAUGUGGCUGAUGAUCAGGAAGAACCAGCAACCUACUGCUUAUCCUCCUCUUUUGAGCUGAUAGUGCAGAAGCUGCUGGAGACUGCAGACAGACCUGAUGGACACCAGAAUAACUUGAGGAGUUCUGCCUAUGAAUCCCUGAUGGAAAUAGUGAAAAACAGUGCCAAGGACUGUUAUCCUGCUGUCCAAAAAACCACCCUGGUCAUCAUGGAGAGGCUCCAGCAAGUGCUGCAGAUGGAGUCUCACAUCCAGAGCACCUCUGACAGAAUCCAGUUCAACGACCUCCAGUCUCUUCUCUGUGCUACUCUCCAGAACGUGCUGCGGAAGGUGCAGCACCAGGACGCGCUGCAGAUCUCGGACGUGGUGAUGGCGUCGCUGCUCAGAAUGUUCCAGAGCACGGCCGGCUCCGGGGGGGUGCAGGAGGACGCCCUGAUGGCCGUCAGCACCCUGGUGGAAGUCCUGGGUGGAGAAUUCCUGAAGUACAUGGAUGCCUUCAAACCUUUCCUUGGGAUUGGUCUGAAAAACUACGCUGAGUACCAGGUCUGCCUGUCAGCAGUGGGGCUGGUGGGGGACCUGUGCCGAGCCCUGCAGUCCAACAUCCUCCCCUUCUGCGACGAGGUGAUGCAGCUGCUCCUGGAGAACCUGGGGAAUGAGAACGUGCACAGGUCGGUGAAGCCGCAGAUCCUCUCGGUGUUCGGGGACAUCGCCCUGGCCAUCGGGGGCGAGUUCAAGAAGUACCUGGACGUGGUGCUCAACACCCUCCAGCAGGCAUCCCAGGCCCAGGUGGACAAGUCCGACUACGACAUGGUGGAUUACCUGAACGAGCUGCGCGAGGGCUGCCUGGAGGCCUACACGGGCAUCAUCCAGGGCCUCAAGGGAGACCAGGAGAACGUGCACCCUGACGUGAUGCUGGUGCAGCCCAGGGUGGAAUUCAUCCUGUCCUACAUCGACCACAUCGCGGGGGACGAGGACCACACGGACGGGGUGGUGGCCUGCGCCGCGGGGCUCAUCGGGGAUUUGUGUACAGCUUUUGGGAAGGACGUCCUGAAAUUAGUAGAAGCCAGACCCAUGAUCCACGAGCUGCUAACGGAGGGGAGGAGAUCCAAGACGAACAAAACUAAAACCCUCGCGACCUGGGCCACGAAAGAGCUGAGGAAACUCAAGAACCAAGCUUGAUCUGUUACCAUUGGGACGACACCUGAGGACCCCCACUGGAUAAAAAAACCAACAACAACACCAAGAAAAAAAAAGGAAAAAUCUCCAAUCUCCUACAAAACCCCCCAAAAGCCCCGGGAGUGAGGACGUGUGCGGAAUGUUUGGGAA
Molecule: messenger RNA, 2942 nt
Organism: Agelaius phoeniceus (red-winged blackbird)
Lineage: Eukaryota; Metazoa; Chordata; Aves; Passeriformes; Icteridae
Gene: KPNB1
Product: karyopherin subunit beta 1
Biological process (GO): protein import into nucleus
Molecular function (GO): small GTPase binding
Source: RefSeq, a predicted model, not a curated record